GUAAUCUCUACAGGAAUGGAGCACAAUUGUGUCCUUGUGGAAGUCCUGAUCAUCCUCAUGAUGACUUUUCCUCAGGCAUCUGCAGUCACACACUCUCUACAGUAUUUCUACACUGCAGUUACACCAGGAAUAAAUUUCCCAGAGUUCACUGCUGUGGGUUUGGUGGAUGGAGGACAGUUUGUGUACUACGAUGGUAAGAUCAGGAGGGUGAUCCCAAAGACAGAGUGGAUACAGAAGAUGAAUUAUGAUGAUCCAGAUUACUGGAAUAGAGAGACACAGAAUCUACAGGGAUCUCAGGAGACCUUUAAAGUCAAUGUGGAUACAGCAAUGCAGCGCUUUAAUCAGACAACAGGAGUUCACUCAGUGCAGCUGAUGUACGGUUGUGACCUGGAUGAUGACGGGACUGUUAGAGGAUACAGACAGUACGGUUAUGAUGGAGAAGAUUUCAUCAGUUUGGAUCUGAAAACUGUCACAUGGAUUGCAGCUAAACCACAAGCUGUGAUCACGAAGAACAAGUGGGAUAAUGAUCCUGGUAUGUCUGUGGCCCGAAAGAAAUACCUGGAUAACAUCUGUAUCAAGUGGUUAAAGAAGUAUGUGUCUUACGGGAGAGAGAUUCUGGAGAGGAAAGUUCGUCCUGAGAUGUCACUGUUCCAGGAAGAAGCCUCUUCUCCAGAGCUGGUGUGUCACGCUACAGGUUUCUUCCCCAAAGCAGUGAUGGUCUCCUGGAGGAAGAAUGGAGAAGAGGUGCAUGAGGACGUGGAUCUCAGAGAGACGUUACCCAACCAGGAUGGAAGCUUCCAGAAGAGAAGCAUUCUGAAAGUCCCAGCUGAGGAGCUGCAGAAACACACCUACACCUGUGUGAUUCAGCACAGCAGCUUGGAGAAGGAGUUAGUGCUGCAUGUGAGGAACGAGCGUCGAAUCCUGAGCGGUCAGAGAAACACUUUCUUCUAAAACUACAGAUUUACUGAUGC
Molecule: messenger RNA, 971 nt
Organism: Tachysurus fulvidraco (yellow catfish)
Lineage: Eukaryota; Metazoa; Chordata; Actinopteri; Siluriformes; Bagridae
Product: H-2 class I histocompatibility antigen, Q9 alpha chain-like
Exons: 4
Coding region: 16-951 (311 amino acids)
Biological process (GO): immune response
Cellular component (GO): external side of plasma membrane
Source: RefSeq, a predicted model, not a curated record